GCUUCUUCAUCAAUCAAGAUGGAGUUCAUCAACAGAGUCAGUUCUCCGAUGAACUUAUAUUCUGAAGAUUCAUUAGAGACAAAAGAAGAACUUGAUGCAGCUCGUGAAGAAGUUUUGAAGCAGCAGAAGAAGACAGCCCCUUUUCUCGUUGGGAGUAUUGCUAAGGUGAAUGAUCGUAUUACCAGUCUCGACCGUGAGCUUCAGGAUUUAGCUACUGGUUUAGUGAUAGAAAGCAGACAGACUUUUGGAGAUGAUGAUUACCCUCCAGUCUCCCCACGCUACGAUGAAGGACCCAAAGCUGGUAUCUUCCAAAGAUGUCAAAGAACUCAACCAGUUUGCAGGUGUAUACGCUGUCAAGUCAAUGCUUCAGGUCGAUAAGGCUGAUAAAGGAAAGCAUCUCUUAAAGAACUUAGCAGCAAGCAGAAAGCAACAAAAAGAAAAGACUGGAACAAAGCCCAGAUUAGUCGAGCUUCAUCAGUACCCAGGUUAUGAAUCGGAUCGCCUCACACAGCUUCCCGAGGUCCCCGGUAUAGUCAUACUCAAGACUGUUACCAAAGCUCAAUUAGAUCUGGAAAAGAAACCUCAUUAUAAGAUUGAAUUCAAGAGACUAUUUCAUUCCAAGAUGUCUGAAGCCAUAUUAUUGGAUACAUUUUGGUAUUUCUUCCUGCAUCGAUACCAUCCAAGUAGAAAAGUUCAGAGUAGACUCUUCAACCGUAUCUCAUACAACUAUGUGAAGUUGCUCCUCUCAGCCAAGCAACCCAAGUAUAGAGACGUCUUUUUCAAGUCCUAUUCUGACAUCCUAGCCCAAGCAGUGUAUGCCUCGUACUGUGCAGCCUUCCCUAACUCAUGGAGGCAGUUUGAUGACAGCUUUAAAGAAGACCUUUGUGGACUUACAUCAGAGUGGGUAGUUGGGACUAAGCAAGCUCCCAGGAGAUGGGCCGCAUGGAACUUUGACGACCUUGAGCCUCACGAUAUGAAGAAAGAUGAUUUUAGUAAAAAGGAUAAGAAGAAAGGUGGUAUACUAAACUUUGAGUCAAGUUCAUCAAACUCUAGUCAGAGCUUAGCGGAUAUAGGAGGUAACCGCUCCACCAUCGCAGACGACGAGGGCAGUCUUAUUUCAGCUGUUGCUGACGCCCAGAGUAUCAGCUCUAUAUCGUCAUAUCAACCUAAAGACAAAUGUAAAAAACAAAACAGUAGGACUGACUUGACAAAGAAUACCAGUAAACCUCCAUUGCAAACCAUCAGUGAAAUAUCGGUAGAACAGUCUAGUGUGGACUUGAUGCAUGAUGGGAAAGGGGGCGGGACAGGAGGAGGAGGAAAGGAGAUGAAGGGAAAGACAUGUUUGUCAAAGAAGAAAGACGUUGCGUCUAUAAUAUCUAAGAAGAGUGAUUCAAAGACUAGGGUCGGAGGGAAGUCAUCGGACCUGACGGUGAGGCCUUCUGUAUCAAGGACGAGCACCAACAAGAAAACAGAGAAGAAAGAGUCGCAUCCAGCCGCCGAAGGUCCGACAUUCGUCAAGCACGUGUUCAACGUGGAGGGUCGUAGCCCGCUGGUGGCGCACUUCAUGAAGCAGGAGGGGCUGGAGAGGACGGCGGGUAUGGACAUCCUACUGCAGAGGACAGAGAUCGACAAGCUACCUUCAUCCAGCGCCCCGACGUACCACGACAUCAUCCAGGAGACAUUCCAGCAUGUACGUCAUAUGAAAGACACCUAUCAGCAGAUGUACGAAGAAGGCGUCAAGGAACAUACCCAUUUCCUCGGUCAGCAGAGGGCUCAGCUCCAUGAACACAUGAGGAGAGAGAAUGCUUUGAUGGGCCAUCCUAGGGAGGUGAAGAAGCUGAGUGAUCUGCUCGUCCUAGAGUUACUCAAAGACCAAGGUGAAGUCAGCACAGGAGCUGCACAAGCCGUAGAGGAAGCCAUGCAAUACUACGCUGAUCAGGAAUAAACUCGAUGGCCCUUAUUCAGAAGUCCAAAUUAACUCAGGCCAUGGUCUAACUCUGUGUUUUAAUUAUGGGAAGCCAAAAAUUUCAAAAUGUCAUUUUUCCUAUCUUUACUUGGCUCUUUCCUUAUGUUUCAAUGAUGAAGAGAACUAUUCCCAGACAUUUAAUGAAUGACUUGAGUGUCAAAUGAACUGACAAUUGAAUUUGUACUGUUAGAGAUGCCCAUCACAAUUGGCUAUCCAUACAUGUAGUUAGAGAUAACUCCAUUUAUAACCUGCUAUACUACAGUAUACACUUUACUCUUAAUAGUGUAGAGAAUUGAGGAUGGGUGAUUUCACCUCAUCACAGAUCAAAUUGCCUCUAAAAUUCCCCAAAUGGUAUACUUUGUGGUGACCAUCUUUUCCGAAGUCACCCCAGGAUCUACCCAAAUCAGUAUUUGAAAAAACAUUUUAUAGAUACCGGUAACCAAUAUUCUACAUACAGCAGAAUGAUGAUAUCUGCAUUUAUUGAGUGUUUCACAAAGGAAGGUAGCCCCUCAAAAGAAGGAAGUAGCCCCAAUGUGAAAAGUGGGUCUACCGCUUGGCAUUGCCAGAUUAGCUCUGUGGAGCAUUUCAUGAAAUGAGUUGUCAGUGUAUAAUCCGACAUGUCCCCUUUUAUGAUAAUAAUAAUAUGCCACAUUUAUGUAGCGCUUAAUACAAAUGUUUCUGAGCGCUGCAUACUAUUAUCUGACGGUUACCAUAGUAACAUUGCUUUUCAGCCAAUAAGAAUCAAAGAAAGUUGUCAGAUCUGACAAGUUGUCGAAGAAAAAUAUUGAUGAAACCAGGGGCGGAUCCAGGAUUUUCCAAAAAGAGGGGGGGGGGCACAUUUUUCCGAGGAAGGUUUUCAACAAAAAAUAAGGACAUGUCCACGAAAAAAUUUGGGAGGGGGCACACUUCUUUUUUAACGGCAUUUUUACAUUACAAAUUUGAAUUGUGCCUCUCAAAAGGGAGGGGGCACGGGCGGGCAUUGAACCCCCCCCCCCCCCUGAUCCGCCAGUGGAUGAAACGUUCCCCAGAUUUUGAAGGAAAGAUAAAAUCUCUGCAGUGGUAUUUGGUAGAUUUAUUACACAUGACCUUUUACAAUACUUGUGGCCUGUCCUUGGGUAACAAUCAAAUUUUCAAUCAAUUUGAUUCCCAUCAGCUUAAAGCUUUGCUAAAUUGUCAGUAAUGUGAAUUAUGUACUAGAGUACAUUCUAAUAUCUCAUUGGGUACAAGAACCAGUUGGUCACUGUAUUUGCAGAAUUGAAUAGGCAUUUGGUUAAUAGAUUAACCUUUUAUAUCUUAUCGGUAAUAUAUAUUGUAAUUGCUUCGCUGUUGAAAAAUCACCUUGAGAUGAAAAAACAUUCCACUUAAAAAGUAUUAUAAAAGGUGUAAAUAUACAGAUAUAAAAUAGAUGAUAAUAGUGAUAUUUUUAUAGUGCAUUUCAGAAGUGUGAAAUGAAGGGUUGUGCCUUGGAAAGACAGUGUGUGAGUAUAUUUUACCAUGUGUAUUUCUGGUGCAUGCAAUAAAUUAUAUAUUAAAUUAUA
Messenger RNA from Lytechinus pictus (painted urchin), 3504 nucleotides. RefSeq names its product protein FAM227B-like. The transcript has 11 exons. Lineage: Eukaryota; Metazoa; Echinodermata; Echinoidea; Temnopleuroida; Toxopneustidae. The record is from RefSeq and is a predicted model, not a curated record. Bases 251 to 1945 code for a protein of 564 amino acids.